CAAAUGCGACGGUCUCCGCCCAGGUAUUCCACAUUUUCUUUCGCAGCAGGUGGCCUCCGAUCCAAUUUUCGAAGUCGCAAGUGCUGACUACUGUUAUUCCCAGUGUGUGGAAGAUGCCAAAACAAAAGAGAGCUUCAGGAAACCUGUACUUACAUCGCUGCGUCAGUGAGCCGUAGCAGUACUGUCAACCACCAUCACUCAUCAGCUGCAGUAUCCUCCCAACUGCCGACUCCUGCUACUUCUGCUCAAGUAAAUUCGGAGGGAUUCAAUGCCAUCAGAUCUCCAGGCGCUCGCAGCCCCGGUAAUCCAGGAGAAUUCUCUUUCGAGGUCAAGGCUGCCAUUGAUACCCGACUGGGGCUACCGUCCCCGAAAAGGCGUUGCCCUAUUCCUCUGACAGAUGCUCCAUUAUUUGGCUUGCUCUCCAUUCCAGAUAUCACUGAAGCCAUUGUCAAUCCUGCGGACCAUGCCCUUCCGUCGCGCAGGCAUGCCGACCACUUGGUGAGCCUGUACUGGCAAUGCCUAGAUCCUCUGGAGCCCUUGCUCGAUCAGAAAUCUUUCUGGACUGCCUACCAGGCCCUCUUUGAUGGGAGGGAGAUAGAGUGCAAUAGACAGAUCUUUCUGUGCAUGCUCAAUCUUGUAUUCGCUUUGUCCACUCAAUUACAAGAAUCAAAUCCCCCUGAACAGCGACACAGUGCCAGCAGAACUUUCUUUCUUCGAGCCUGGCAUCUGUUGCGUCCGGAGAUCAUCCUCUGGCAAGCCGGCUCAUUGGAGACCGUUCAAUGUCUGCUUCUUAUGACCAGGUACCUUCAAUGUACCCCUAAUUUGCAGCAGACAUGGAUGACCCUGGGUUCCGCUCUCCGGAUUGCCGUGAGCAUUGGGCUUGACCGACCAGGGGGGAAUAUAUCCGGAUCACGGAGGGAAAAUAGCGUGGCACUAGAUGUUUGGCAGCAGUGUGUCCUCAUGGACAGAUGCCUUUCCUGGUCGCUUGGGCGGCCUUCCUCAGCGCCUAGAGUACCCUUUUCGUUCAACUCACUUCGGAACGGUAGCAACCCACCUAACUACGACAGUGAGACUGUCAUUUCAGUUUCGGAGAAAAUGCAGGAAUUAACCAAGAUCACCGGUUACAUUGGCGUUUCUCAAGUACUCCCCAGCAGUAGUUCGGCCGAGGGCCUAGGCUUGGCUACACAAACCCAACCCGAACCCUAUACCGUUAUACAAAUCGACGAGCGUCUAACUGGAUUAGAAAACAGCCUCCCUCCUGUCCCAUUCAAUAGCCCUAAUGUCGAAUCUGCCGACCGGCAACUACUCCUCCUUCGUCUCCGCAUCUCAUACACACGCAUCAUGCUCCUCAGACCUACAAUGGCCCACUUCUGUCUAUCACAUUUACAAACCCAGAAAUCAGGCGAACCAAAUCUAGGCGACCACAUCAACCAAACAAGCGCCACACUAUGCGUUACAAACGCCCAAAAGCUCCUUACACUGAUCCAGGCAUCAUGCUCACAACAAGACCAGACCGGACUCGUCAUCAUCCCCUGGUGGUAUCGUAUUUUUUUCCUCUACAUCGCAAUGCAGCAUUUGAUAACCGCAAUGCUACGACCUGAAAUCUUCGCUACGGUCGUUCAGGAGUCCUGGAACACAGCCGUAUCGGUCCUUAGUGCACACGAACACCUUAGUCUAUCUGUCGGAAAAUGUCUGAAUAGUUUUCGGUUGAUGUGGCAGAAGGUCAGUGAUAUUCAUCGCGCGCCAACCACUCAGGAGGAGGUUCUGCCGCCUCAUGAUGCAGAUUGUGAUAUGGGGUUGCGGGAUGUUUUUCGGCAUCUUGGGUUUGAUGAGGAGAUUCCGUUGUUUGGUUUGGAUGAUUCGGAGUGGUUGUUGGGGAAUGUUGAUUGGGUUUAGAUGAAUGAUCUCGCUUUUUGAAGUUCCCGAUGUGUAUGUUUGGUUUUUAGUGUAGCUCAGGGCAAUUCUAU
Molecule: messenger RNA, 1967 nt
Organism: Aspergillus caelatus
Lineage: Eukaryota; Fungi; Ascomycota; Eurotiomycetes; Eurotiales; Aspergillaceae
Product: transcription factor domain-containing protein
Exons: 3
Coding region: 625-1896 (423 amino acids)
Biological process (GO): positive regulation of transcription from RNA polymerase II promoter by galactose; DNA-templated transcription
Cellular component (GO): nucleus
Molecular function (GO): DNA-binding transcription factor activity, RNA polymerase II-specific; zinc ion binding; RNA polymerase II cis-regulatory region sequence-specific DNA binding
Source: RefSeq, a predicted model, not a curated record